Messenger RNA from Ictidomys tridecemlineatus (thirteen-lined ground squirrel), 2567 nucleotides. Lineage: Eukaryota; Metazoa; Chordata; Mammalia; Rodentia; Sciuridae. The record is from RefSeq and is a predicted model, not a curated record.
CACUGUCCUAGCGUUGAGGGUAUCAUUUUCCUUUUCUUUCCCCGCAUUACAUUUGCAAACCGAGACCCGAAACACUCGCGUCAAGAGAAGGGAAGGCGCAGGGAUAACCUGACCAGCACUGCGCCCUAGGACGGACAUCAGGAUCUAGCCCCGCGACCGUAGAGUCCGGAAGUGCGGACAGAGCGCCGCCGGGCGGUGGCGAGGGUGGGGGUGGGCGCAGGAGCGCCGCCCAGAGCUUCCCAGGACUAGGGAAGGCUGCGCCCCAGCUGGCUGGCGGGAUGGCAAUAACGCUGGCCUUAAAGGUGUUCGCGGGGCUGUUGGCAGCGGCUCUGGCGGCCCUGCUUUUGGAGCACUACGGCCUGACUGGUCCGCCCUCUUCACUGCCCCAGCCCCUCAAUCCCCAGAGGCCGCACCCGGCGCCGGGCCCUGGAGACAGCAACAUCUUCUGGGGCCUGCAGAUAUCCGACAUUCACGUGAGCAGGUUUCGCGAUCCAAGCAGAGCAGUAGACUUAGAGAAGUUCUGUUCUGAAACUAUUGACAUCAUUCAACCAGCUCUCGUCUUAGCAACAGGAGACCUGACAGAUGCCAAAACAAAGGAACAGUUGGGAUCCAGGCAGCAGGAGGUAGAAUGGCAAACUUACCAGAGUAUUCUGAAGAAGACAAGAGUCAUGGAAAAAACCAAGUGGCUGGACAUCAAAGGAAAUCAUGAUGCAUACAACAUUCCAAGUCUGGAGAGCGUCAAGAAUUAUUACAGGAAGUAUUCUGCUGUACAUAGGGAUGGCUCUUUUCAUUAUGUUCACAGUACUCCCUUUGGCAACUACUCUUUCAUCUCUGUGGAUGCCACCCAAAAUCCAGGGCCUAAGAGACCUUUUAAUUUCUUUGGAAUUUUAGAUGAGAAACAGAUGAAGGAACUCUUAUUAUUGGCCAAGGAAAGUAAAGAGAGCAACCAUACAAUUUGGUUUGGACACUUUACAACAUCCACUAUCCUUUCUCCAUCACCAGGAAUCCGGUCAAUCAUGAGUUCGGCUACAGCUUAUUUGUGUGGGCACCUCCAUACACUUGGUGGACUCAUGCCUAUUCUGCAUACUCGUCACUUCCAGGGCACUUUGGAACUUGAGGUAGGAGACUGGAAAGAUAAUAGAAGGUAUCGAAUCUUUGCUUUUGAUCAUGACCUUUUUAGCUUUGAAGAUUUGAUCUUUGGAAACUGGCCUGUGAUUCUUAUUACCAAUCCUAAAUCACUCCUCUAUAGUUGUGCUAAACAUGAACCUCUAGAAAGAAUCCUUCACUCAACACACAUCAGAGUCUUGGCCUUUUCCUUAUCCUCUAUUACUUCUGUCACCAUUAAGAUUGAUGGAGUUAAUUUAGGACAGGCUAUUCAUUUGUCUGGUCCUAUUUUUAUACUGAAGUGGAACCCCAGAAACUACAGUAAUGGGACACAUAACAUAGAAGCAAUUGUCCAGGAUUCUGCUGGAAGAAGUACGAGUGUUCACCACAUAUUUUCUGUUCAAGAGAAUAUUCAUCUCACAUUUAAUCCCCUGGCAUCAUUUAUUCUCCUUACUGACCACUGCAUGGUGGUAAAACCUCCAAGAUUUAUAAAUUUGAUGUCAUUUUCCCUUCACCUCUUGAGCAAAAUAAACAUCUUCUACUAUUCUAUGUUGUUGAUGACCCUGUAUGUAGUGCUUGGACCAUGGUUUUUUGGUGAAAUUAUUGAUGGCAAAUUGGGUUUCUGCUUUUCCUUUGGGAUAUUUGUUAAUGGACAUUUCCUACAAGGUGGUGCAACAUUUGUAGCUGGAAUUUUCCAGGUGGUGUUUUUCAACAUUCCCUUGAUGGCUUACCUGUGUUGGAGCUUGUUGCAGAGGUGCUUUGGUCACAGCUUCAAGUCUCAUCUCCAUCAAGGAAAAUACUUGAAAAUUAUACCUGUUCACCUAUUUAUGCUACUGCUGUAUAUCUGGCAGAUUUAUUCCUGCUACUUUCUUCAUGUGACACAGGGCACGCUAGCUCUUUUAUUCUCCCCUUUGCGGACCUGGUUGACAUUGCUGACACCAGUACUCAUUCGUUGUGUGUGGACACUGAACUCCACCAAGUUUGGAACCUUCAUGUUGCAGUUAAAAAGCCACCUGAGCUCCUGAAAUGCAUGUCCCAUCACUGCCAGCUGGGCAGAAGUUCAGUCUCUGCAUCUGUAGCCCUGGUCUCUGCCCCUACUAGGUGGAAAGCAGAUGUCAGUGGAUGAGCUUCAGAGAGCUGCUGCUUCUUGGACACGUGAAUGUUGGAGGGAUCACUCACUACUGAUUCCUGGAGAGUGGACUGAAAAAGAGUCUAAAUAAUGACUUGAUUUCUUUCUUCCCUAAGGAGGCAAAGAGAAAGCCCUAAACAAGGAGACCCACAGGGUAGGGGCUGGGUGUGUGUAUGGGAUUAUCUCAGGAGGCCCAGCAUUUUGGGAGGUUAUCCCAUGUAAAAGCAUCCAGCGCCAUACACAGGGUUAUGGGCUCUCUGCUUCCUUAGUCGGGAGUGUUUCAGCUAAUCAAAUAAAUGAAUGAAUGAAGAAUAAGACACAGAACGAACCUGAA